CGGUGCGCUCGCCUUGUACGAUGAAAAAAAGGCUCCCGAGUCCCACCGGACACCAGUGGAUCGUCUUCGGACACAGUGUGGAGCAGCAGCCAGGAUGAUCCCAGUGGGUGAAUUCAGAAACCUCGGCACAGAGCAGAACUCAAAGUUUCGGGUCCUGAAACCGUGGUGGGAUGUUUUCUCAGAGUACCUUUGCAUUGCUAUGCUUAUGAUUGGAGUCUUUGGGUGCACCUUGCAGCUCACCCAGGACAAGAUUGCAUGCCUGCCCAGCCACUUCACCAGCCCGACACCUGAGGCAAUCGACUGCAGCCACAUCCGGUCCUACAGGGAAAAUGAAACGUCACAGCAGACACUGGUCAAGCCUGUGAACCCCAUCAUCCAGGAGGUGAUCGGUCGCAAGAACAACCUGGACAUCCACCAAUAUGUGUUUGUCAACCACUAUUGCUACGAAAGGUUUGUCCACUGGUAUGCAAAGUUCUUCCCAUACCUCGUUGUGAUCCACACAAUGGUCUUCAUGGUAGCAAGCAGCUUCUGGUUCAAGUUCCCAGGGACGUCUUCUAAAAUUGAACUCUUUGUUACAAUCCUUGGGAAGUGCUUUGAUUCGCCCUGGACCACGAGGGCUCUGAGUGAGGUUUCGGAGGAAAGAGGAGAGGAGAAACUAGUUAGUUGGAGGAGGAACACCAUGUCAAAAGACCCUGCAGAUCGACAAGCAGAUGAGGGCGAGACGACAGUGCUCCUUCGCUCCUCCUCUGUCAAGUCUAAUCCAGAGAAGAAGAUACCAGAGCCUCAAUCAACCGCCUCCGUCUUGGAUAAAAAGGAAGGCGAGCAGGCCAAAGCUUUGUUUGAAAAGGUGAAGAAGUUUAGAACUCACGUAGAGGAGGCGGACCUCUUGUAUCUAAUGUAUGUGCUCCAAACAUCGCUGAAAGUCUUCAAGUUCCUUUUAGUCAUCAUCUACAGUGCAGUUCUGGUACCGAACAUUGAGAUAGUUGUGCGCUGCUAUGUUCCCCCUGAGCUGACCGGUUUUGACAUCUAUUGCUGCAACCACAACAAAGCCAAUAUUUUCUCCAAGCUCGCCUACUGUUACAUCUGCUUUGUGGGAGUGUAUGGACUUCUGUGCGUCUACACCCUCUACUGGCUGUUUCAUAGGCCUCUGAAGGCGUACUCCUUCGAGCAGGUCAGACUGGAGACGGGUAUCAACGACAUACCAGAUGUGAACAAUGACUUUGCCUUCCUGUUGCACCUUGUAGAUCGAUACGAUGCCCUUUACUCCAAAAGAUUUGCUGUGUUUCUCUCUGAGGUCAGUGAGAGUCGUCUCCAUCAGGUCAACCUCAACUAUGAGUGGACCACCAAAAAGCUGCGCACCCGUCUUGCCAAGAACACCAGUAAUCGCUUGGAGCUCCACCUCUUAAUGUUGCCGGGGCUCCCUGACACAGUCUUUGAGAUUCCUGAAGUGCAAUCUCUCAAACUGGAACAGGUCAAAAAUGUCACCAUCCCGGCUAGUGUGGCAAAGCUUGAAUCCCUUCAGGAGUUAUCGCUGAUCUACUGCCCAGCAAAGCUCCAGCUGCCAGCCCUGAACCACCUUAAGGCAUAUUUAAAAGUGCUGCAUGUGUCUUUUGAAAGUUCAGAGGAGGUGCCCAUGUGGAUGUACACCCUACAUGGCCUGGAGGAGUUACAUCUGGAUGGUCUUAUAACCAACGACUUGUCUAAAAGCGUCACUCUGGAAUCCCUCAGAGAGCUUCGAGCUCUGAGAGUCCUCACUCUCCACUCAAACCUCACUAAGAUCCCGCCCAGUUUAGUGGACGUUGCACUGCAGCUUCAGCGGCUGAGCAUCUGUAACGAAGGCGUCAAGCUCCAAGCUUUUAGCAGCCUGAAGAAGUUAACCAACAUAGUCUCGCUGGAGUUGGUGGGCUGCGAGCUGGAGCGCAUCCCGAGCGCCGUCUUCAGCCUGAACAAUCUGCAGGAGCUGGACCUGAAGGAGAACAAACUCACCACUGUGGAGGAGAUUCUGAGCUUACAGCACUGCCGCCGUUUAGUGACUCUCCGACUGUGGCACAACAAAAUCACGUACAUCCCUGAUCACAUCAGUAAGCUGCACUCCCUCGAGACGCUGGACGUCAGCUGGAACAAGCUACGAAAGCUUCCCUCUCGGAUGUUUUAUUGCACCAAACUCAGACAUCUCGAUGUCUCUCACAACCAGCUCACCUCUGUUCCUGCUGAGGUGGGCAUCCUGCAGGGUCUCCAGUUCUUCUCUGCUGCAUUCAACUCCUUAGAGACGCUGCCAGAGGAGCUGUUCUCCUGUAAGAGGCUAAAGACUUUAGCUCUCGGAAACAACUGCUUGCCUACUCUUAGCUCCAGAGUGGCCAACCUGACCCAGCUGGUCAGGCUGGAGAUUAAAGGGAACCGUCUAGAGUCUCUACCGCUGGAGAUAUGGGACUGUCCCCUGCUGACUGUCAGUGGACUCAUAGUAGAAGACAACCUGCUGGAACUGCUGCCAUCAGAUGUACGAAGCAGGCUGACUAACACCUGAGUUUGUAGAGCUGAGGGCUGUCAUGGACUAAUCUUUUGUAGGUGUAGCAUGGCGGUCACUGGUGGCAGGGCUGCCGACGGGAGGGAACACCAAAUCAGAUGUCCCCUGCCCUCAGUCAUCAGAGGGCCCGAAAAAGACCUUGAAAUAAUCUCUAACCAUUAAAAUAAUCUGCUAGGGGGACUCUAGUGAUCAUCUUGCCCUGGGCAGGAACAGAGGUAUCGCUGGCCCUGGUCGCUGGGCUGAUUUGCAUGGAAGAAAUUUAGUAUUAACAGACGAUUCACCCAUGCUGCUGGGUGGGAAUAUUUAUAUAAAAAGGGGCUAAUAGAGAAACCACAACUGACAGCAAAAGGAUGAACAAAGUCUAGAAACGUAUUUAUAACACGUUAAAUGUUUGUUCAAAUCAGUGAGAAUGAGAGACGAAUCCACUUGGACGUGUUUUGGACAAUGUUUUUUAUGUAUUUUCUUAAAUAAUUUUUUAAAUAAACAUUUUCCAAAGUUUAUAGUAGUCCUAGAAAUACCUUAGUGCAUUUUUUUUUUAAAAAAAGGAUUGAUUUUUAUGUAGAUGGUAUCAUUGGUGUCGACAACACUAAGUUAAAGAUUUGAAGAAAUAUUGUCAAGUCAGGGUCCUAUCACUGUUCCGCAGGUUGAAAUAGUUGUAAACCUCUCAGUUUUGUUUACUGACUGUGGAUUCUUCUGAGGAAGACAGAAGUCAAGGGAUUUUCUAACCUCACUGUAUCCGGUUAGACAGGUUUUGACAUCAUGAAGAAGUGUUUCCCACAGUGUGGUGGCUCAUGUUGCUCCCUUUUCAGACACUAAACAAGUAGAGGGAGAGGAAACCUUUCAGCAGCAGAAUAAAAGGUAUUCAUCUGUUUAUGUAGUCAAAGCUGAAAUCGUACAGGGGGUUAUCAGCCAGAUAGAAGUCAAAGCAGCCUGAUAUGCGGUGAGCAUAACAUGAAACAAUGAUUAAUCAUUUACAGAGAGAAGGAAGAUACAACUAUUGUUCAUCAAAAUGCAUCCCGGAUGAGUAAUAUAUUGAUUGUACUAAUGUCUGUGUGUACAUUCAUACAUUAUUUCAGCACAUCAUGUGUGAAGUAAUGACUACUCUGGAAUUUAAAUCUUGAUUCUCCAUUUA
Messenger RNA from Acanthopagrus latus (yellowfin seabream), 3656 nucleotides. Its product is annotated as volume-regulated anion channel subunit LRRC8C. Bases 95 to 2524 code for a protein of 809 amino acids. The transcript has 3 exons. The record is from RefSeq and is a predicted model, not a curated record. Gene Ontology annotation, molecular function: protein binding. NCBI's taxonomy places the organism in Eukaryota, Metazoa, Chordata, Actinopteri, Spariformes, Sparidae.